AAACAUUCCGUGCUGCUACCUCGAAUCCGCUACCUCGAAUUACUUCGUUAUUUGCUAUCUUUGGGGAAUAAGUCGACUGCAGUAACCUUAACGGCGACGAAGGCAAAGAGCAACAGAAGAGAGAGAGAGAGCGAGGAAAGUAGUAAAAGCUUUGCGCUGAGUUCGCAUCAGCCACCGAGACUUCGCUGAUAGCGUCAUGAAGAACAGCCGAGUCGACGUGCACGUACGCCAGGGAAAGCUACGCGGCAUCGUCCAGGAGAAUGUCCAUGGCGGCUACUACACCGCUUUCCGUGGGAUACCGUACGCACAACCGCCGAUAGGCAAGCUUAGAUUCAAAGAUCCACAGCCAAUGGAUUCAUGGACCGGUGUACGGGACGCCUCGAAAUUCGGCGGCAUCUCGCUGCAAAUGGACCUACUCACACGCGAAAUAGUCGGUACCGAGGAUUGCCUCUACCUGAACGUUUAUGCCACGGACGUCGAGCCGGGGAAGAAGCGCGCCGUGAUGGUGUGGUUGCACAGCGGUGGCUAUACUAAUUGUUCCGGCAAUGAUUUACUGUACGGUCCCGAUCACAUCGUGCGGAAAGACGUCGUGCUAGUCACGCUGAAUUAUAGGCUGAGCGUAUUCGGUUUCCUCAACCUAGAAAACAACGUGGCCUGGGGCAAUCAAGGUAUGAAGGACACGAUAAUGGCGCUGCAAUGGGUUCGCGAUAAUAUAUCGAGCUUUGGUGGAGAUUCAGAAAACAUCACAGUCUUCGGCAACAGCGCCGGCGCAGCUAUAGCGCAUUUUUUGACCACGUGUCCGUUAGCUGACGGUUUAUAUCACAAAAUGAUCAUACAAAGCGGCUCGUUGCUGUGCCCAUGGGCUUUCGACCUACCAGGACGUCAGAAAGCUUUGGAACUCGCUGGGAAACUCGGAAAACAGACCACAAACCUGCAGGAGGUGGGCGAGUUUCUCCAAACGGCCGACGCGAAUGAAAUCAUAAACGUUUGCCAGACGCUCAUAUCGCCCCUCGAAAGCCGAUUGUUCAUGAUCGCAUUUCCCCCCUAUAUGGACCUGAAGUCACCGGAUCCAUUCUUCACGGACGAUCCGUAUGUGUUAGUACAACGUGGAAUUAAAGUGCCACUCAUGCUGGGUUAUACAGACAGAGAAGGGAUCUUCUUCACACGCAGAUUGAAUGAUAAGUCCAUUAAUUUAGUGAAUUCUAAUUUCGAGAAUACUAUACCAAAAAGAGUUAUGGCUGACCUGAAGAAGAAAUCGAUAACGGCUAAUGACAUACGAUAUCUCUAUUUCGGUGAUAAAUCGUUGUCGAAGGAAACUAUGGGGCAUUACGCUGAUUUCCUCACCGACGUACAAUUUCACCGUCCAAUUCAAGAAGUAGCCAAUAUACAAAUGCAACUGGGACACAAAUCGACAUAUCUAUAUGAAUUCUCAUAUGACAGUAAAGAUUCCAUUUUGAAGAAAGCGAUGGACCUCACCGAACCAGGAGCGGCUCAUGUUGAAGACACAUGUUAUUUAUUUUACCCUUACUUAACGAAACGAUUUGAUAUACCACCGUUUACGUCUGAUUCGGAAGAUUAUAAGUUAAUAAACCGUUUUACGCAGAUGUGGACGGACUUUGCUAAAACAGGGAACCCAACACCUGCUGUUACGGACUUGAUUCCGACCACGUGGACACCGUUGAAGCCAGGGAACGUGUUCGAUUACUUAGAUAUCAAUAAAGAAUUGCGAAUGAAAACCGGCCGUAAAGGAGAGCAACGUUGUGAUUGGGAGAAGAUAAGAAACAAACUUUAACAUGCAUCUAUUCAUUAGAACUUUGACUGUAAAGUUAAAUCUUUUUAUGCAUGAUAUUGAGAAAUAUAAAAAAUAACACUACGCGAUGAUAUAAUUUAAAUUUUACUUUUUUGAUCUUUUUAUUCAGGUUACUACGUACUACUAUAUAUAUAAACUUGGUUACUGUUACUAAAACUUACGAU
Harpegnathos saltator (Jerdon's jumping ant) is the source of this 1974-nucleotide messenger RNA. Its product is annotated as esterase E4. The record is from RefSeq and is a predicted model, not a curated record. The coding region runs from base 197 to 1792 and encodes 531 amino acids. Lineage: Eukaryota; Metazoa; Arthropoda; Insecta; Hymenoptera; Formicidae. The transcript is spliced from 10 exons.